Molecule: messenger RNA, 1365 nt
Organism: Hypomesus transpacificus
Lineage: Eukaryota; Metazoa; Chordata; Actinopteri; Osmeriformes; Osmeridae
Gene: ldlrad3
Product: low density lipoprotein receptor class A domain containing 3
Exons: 5
Coding region: 248-733 (161 amino acids)
Biological process (GO): receptor-mediated endocytosis
Cellular component (GO): plasma membrane
Molecular function (GO): protein binding
Source: RefSeq, a predicted model, not a curated record
CCCUCGUACUCCCAUGCCACCACCCCGAAGCCCCUUCCAUCGCCUGUCUCCUCCUCCCCCUUCCCUGUCCUGAAUCCGGGCCACUGUCCCAACGAGAAUCCACCUCUCUACACUUAUUUCAUGACUUAACCGGUGAAGAAAAAAAAACCUGAGUGAAAACAAACUGGAUUGGAGUUUAUCGAAGUUUUCUCUUGCCCCGAUUGUUGGUCCGCUGCAGGCGGAUCCGGGCAGGCCGAAUACAGAUUGUAUGAUGUGGAUCUGGUACCUCUUGGUUGGUUCGGGCUCGGGCUGUACCUCUGUUGAGAGCCAGCUUCUCCCAGGCAACAACUUCACCACUGAGUGUAACAUCCCGGGGAACUUCAUGUGUGGAGACGGGAAGUGUAUCCCAGGAGGCUGGCAGUGUGACGGCCUGCCCGACUGCUUCGACAAGAGCGACGAGAAAGGCUGCCCGAAGGUCAAGUCGAAGUGCGCCCCCACGUUCUUCGCCUGCGCCAACGGGAUCCACUGCAUCAUCGGCCGCUUCCGCUGCAACGCCUUCAGCGACUGCCCCGACGGCAGCGACGAGGACAACUGCACAGGAAACCCGCUGGUCUGCUCCGAGGCUCGCUUCAAGUGUCGGAACGGCCGCUGUGUGGACCGCAGCUUCCUGUGCAACGGCCAAGACAACUGCCAGGACAACAGCGACGAGGAGCACUGCCUGACCACUGCAGCUCUCCUUUUCGUAGACGGCUGAACCGGCAGUGUCGUUGAGAGUGACAGCCGCUACUGUAUAUGAUAAUGAGAUGUGCAAAUGGAACUUCCCAGAGAGAGGCUUCAGUGACUAGAACCAGUCUGCAGUCAAGUUCACAGACUGACAGGAGCUGUGCAGUAUCGACUGACUGAACGAAAGCCUGCGCUCGCCUGCCUGCGUGCACUGCUUGAGGAAGAGAGGGAGAGGUGGAUAGGCGUGCGGUGCCAUGGCGUUCCGUGGCGUUCUCCGAGAUAGACCGGAUGUCUGUGGGAGAUCUAGUUCGCGGCAGCUGGGGUGGAACCAGGACUCCGUUGAAUGUGUAUUCAUUACUGUAUGUUUGUCAGGACUAUUAUUUCCUCGGCUGUGUCUAAUGCACUCAGGCAGUAGCGAGUCACAGAGAGCUACAAGGGGGAGAAGGGGGGAGGUGGAAGAGGAGGAGGUGGAGGAAGUAAAUCAGGGGAGUUAGAGGUUGCUCCAACCUAGGAGGGUGGAGGGAUGAGGUAAGAUUAAAGCUUUUAGUGGGGUGUCAGCUAUACAGAGUACCUCUAAGGACACAUCUUCAACUCUUCUCACAGAUCCAGACGAAUAGACAGGAACAGACAGACAGACAGGUUAACAGACAGACAGGCACACAA